Molecule: messenger RNA, 411 nt
Organism: Paramecium tetraurelia
Lineage: Eukaryota; Ciliophora; Oligohymenophorea; Peniculida; Parameciidae
Exons: 2
Source: RefSeq, a predicted model, not a curated record
AUGGACGAUUAAUAAACAGAGAUUAGGAUGAUGUACAAGAAUUUAACUACAGAUCUACGAAAUAAAUACAGUCCUCAUUACAACCUUUAUUAAAAAUAAACUUUGGAUGAGAAAAUCAAUUGUUUCAAAUAAAAUUCAUAAUAGCCUGAUUUGUAUUAUAAAUGUUUUGCUGCCAUUGAUGAGAGAAUGUAAUCGAACUCAGUCCAAUUGCAAUAGUCAUUCAACAAGAUUGAAAUUGAAGAUCAAGGAUGCUAAUAAAAAUGCAAAGACUCCUACCAAUAGGAUAACCUCAAACAAAACAUGUGCUUAAAGAAAUGCAUGGAAGAUUUAAGAGAAAAAGCCUUCAAAUUAUAGGACACCUUCUAUCAGGCAAUCUUAAAGAAUAAUGCUGAAUUUAAGAAGAUCAAGUGA